This is a messenger RNA of Saprolegnia diclina VS20, 1704 nucleotides long. RefSeq lists its product as hypothetical. The transcript has 6 exons. The coding region runs from base 1 to 1704 and encodes 567 amino acids. The record is from RefSeq and is a predicted model, not a curated record. NCBI's taxonomy places the organism in Eukaryota, Oomycota, Saprolegniomycetes, Saprolegniales, Saprolegniaceae.
AUGGAGUCGUCGCAGCAGCUCUGGACGCUAGCCGUCGUGGCCACGGGCGCCGCCUUUGCGCCGGCCGACGACACCGUCGCCCUCGCGCUCGCCGGUCUCGCAGUGCCCAUCCCGAUCGUCCUCACCCAAGCCGCCACGCGCAUUUGGGUGCGUCGCUCCGCCGCCGUGGCGCUUCUCGGAUGCAUGCUCUCGGCGCUGUCGUGCAUCGCGCUCCCAUACAUCCUUGCCAGUAUCGUCAACGAGCAGCAGCGCGCUGUCCUCGACGACUACUGCCCAGUCGUUGCCAUCGCUGCCCCAGCGCUUGUCGUUCUUGCAGUCCUCAGCGACCGCGUCGCAGCUCGUCGCCGCCAGGCAUGGCUGGCAGUCAUCACCGCCGCCGUGAACACCGGCAUCUACUACUAUUUAUUUGCGACCAGAGGCGCCCGUGCGUCGGCGUGGCCGAUCGUUGCUACGACAUAUGCCCACGCGCUAUGCCUCGGUGCGCUCUCGUGGUCGCUUGAGAGCCGGCCGACCGCCGACGACGAAGGUACCAAGAACAGGCCGACGCAAGCUUUUGCAGCAAUCGCGCCGUGGCUUUUGGCCGUCGUCUUGGCGUCGUCCCCCGCACCCGCACUUGCUACGUCGUUCUUGGCGUACGUGGGGCUUGGUCUUGAGUUUGGUGCCGGCGUUGCUCGAAGCUACGGCUGCCAUCGCGUUGGCAUCGUUGUCGUCGCCAGUGCUCUCGUAGCGCUCACCGUCGUCUAUGGAGUCCCGUGGACGACCGCGGUCAACGCGAUCGACAGGAUGGUGGUGUUGGCUUUUGCGCUGGCUUCGUUGGCCACCGUCGUCGGACCACCGGUAUCGCCGGCGUCGACGGUCGGCGGUGCCGUCGUCUUUCUUGUUGGCGUCGCCGUCGUUGCACGCCUCGCUCCUGACAGCGCCCUCGCAGUCUGGGUGCUGCAGGCGCUCGUACAAGGCGCCAAGUGCGCUCUGGGUUGCAUCCGCCGGCAAGCGCCAACAUACACCCAACAAGAAACCGUGCACUUGCUUUCUGGACGGCCUGCGAUCGACCACGGCGCGACGACGGCAUCGACAAAGGGCAACGACGGAGGGAAGGAUAAGGCGCCAACUCAAGCAACGUCGGAUGCCAGCCAGCACGGUUGGAAGAAUAUGCGGGCGCAGUGGUGCCCGUGCUGCCACUCUCGGCGCCCGCAGUCGUACAAGCAGCAGCAAGUCGUUCUUAGUACUGACGAGGACGGCCUCGCGAUGUACGAGCGUCACCGCGUGUCGCCGACGCUUCAUGACGCUCAAGAACGUGCUGGCCUUGUCCUUGGUGCCCAGUCGACGCGGCUGCUUGAAGCCGGCAACGCCUCGCAGCCAAGCACCGCACGACCUGCGGUAGACAACCUUGACCAGGACCGGCUGAGUGUCUGUCACUCGACGCAUCACGACGGCUGGCGCGCCACCUCGCCGACGGCCGACUCGGUGCAAGACCGCGCAAGUGGGCAUGCAGACGCGUCGUUGCUGCUUCGCCAAGAGAGGUUGCGCAUGACAAUCGACAAGCCACCAAAUCCCGUGGAGUUUUCACCAGCGACGGUCGUCAACUACGGGUGUAUCCUUGUCCGCAGCUGCCUCUGCCCCGCGCUCGACGCUCCGCACAGUUUCAGUGCCCGAAGCAUCGGCGUCGUGCUCGCUUUGCUGUGGCGACUGGGCGAGCUUGUGUAG